AUGGCGAAAACGAACUCGUCUAGAAGAUCCGAUCUCUCAUCGUCAUCAUCAUCGUUUGAUUCUUCAAUGAGUUCAAGCUUUUCUUCAUCUAAAUCUAGCGGUUACUUGAAUCGGUCCAGUUCUACAACGCGUGUAAAUCUAAACAGAUUCGCUCCUCUAUCGCUGUCAAUUCGAAUUAAGAUCGAUAGAUCCAGUUCAUCUGGACGUCCGAUCACCCUCUCGUCACGAGAUCAUAUUGUUCGGAAGCAGAAUAACAAUCAUCCGCUGAUGAAUAUGCCGAAGAGGACAUUGAAUGCUCGUAGAUCUGCUAUGGCGAAUUCUUUGAUUCGAAUUGGUACUGUUGAAGGUGAUUUGGUUAAGCGAACGUUAUCGCAGCUUAUUAGACCUUCUUCUCAUUCUCUACGACGGAGAAAUGAUUUCCGUCCUAAACUGAGUAGGUUAUUUGUAAUGUUAAUGGCUGAUGAAUCUCUUUGA
Messenger RNA from Impatiens glandulifera, 474 nucleotides. RefSeq lists its product as uncharacterized. The transcript has 2 exons. The record is from RefSeq and is a predicted model, not a curated record. The coding region runs from base 1 to 474 and encodes 157 amino acids. NCBI's taxonomy places the organism in Eukaryota, Viridiplantae, Streptophyta, Magnoliopsida, Ericales, Balsaminaceae.